AAAAAAGCAACAGCAGCAGCAGCAGAAGCGGCCACAAAAUCUUUGCCAUGGCCCUGCUGCAAGAAGGCAACCGCUGUCAACGGUGCUCUUAGCUUCUAAAGAGUUUCCUAACCAAAGAUCCACCCCACAGUGGAUCCACCACCAACACAACCAUGAAAGCAGCCGCCAGAGAAACAACGAGAACAGAAGCGGGUGACCACCAUAGCAACACCAAGGACUUCACAAUGUUCCAUCGAUGCCGGAGACGUUCGGGCAUUGACAUUAAAUCAAAAUCUUCGCCACCCGCCCUGCAUCCCUCGCACAUGCUGAGAAGCUGCCUACCAUACUGUCUUCUGGUCUUGGUCCUGCUCCUGGGAUCCUCUCAAGCCGCCUCCAAUGAUAAGGAGCGGGAGAGGAGGCUGGAGGUGUCCGAGGGCGUGCCUGUGGAUCACCAGAUCGGCUAUAUAGGCGAUUUCGAUGGCAUUGACAGCGGGCCGCCGUACAUCAUUGUGGCCGAGACGGGAGUGGAGACGGAUCUGGCCAUAGAUCAGUCCACGGGGGAGAUACGCACCAAGGUCAAACUGGACCGGGAAACGAGGGCUUCCUACAGCCUGGUGGCCAUUCCCCUGAGUGGUCAGAAUAUCCGAGUGGUGGUCACGGUCAAGGAUGAGAACGACAAUGCUCCCACGUUCCUGCAGUCCUCGAUGCACAUAGAGUUCCCCGAGAAUACACCCAGGGAGGUGAAGAGGACUCUGCUCCCGGCCAGGGAUCUUGACCUGGAACCCUACAACACCCAGAAAUACAAUAUUGUGUCGGGGAAUGUAAAUGACGCCUUCAGGCUGUCCUCGCACCGUGAACGGGACGGCGUCUUGUAUUUGGAUUUACAGAUUAGCGGAUUCCUGGACAGGGAAACUACGCCGGGUUACAGUCUCCUCAUCGAAGCCCUGGAUGGAGGUAGUCCACCGUUGAGGGGUUUCAUGACCGUCAACAUCACCAUCCAGGAUGUGAACGACAAUCAACCGAUCUUCAAUCAAAGUCGAUACUUUGCCACAGUUCCGGAGAAUGCCACUGUGGGCACCAGUGUCCUUCAGGUUUACGCCUCGGACACGGAUGCCGAUGAAAAUGGACUCGUGGAAUAUGCCAUAAAUAGGAGGCAAAGCGACAAGGAGCAAAUGUUUCGCAUUGAUCCGCGGUCAGGAGCCAUCUACAUCAAUAAGCCACUGGACUUUGAGACCAAGGAGCUUCACGAACUCGUCGUGGUGGCCAAAGAUCAUGGCGAGCAGCCCCUGGAGACGACGGCCUUCGUUUCCAUACGGGUCACCGAUGUCAAUGACAAUCAGCCAACGAUAAAUGUGAUUUUCCUGAGCGACGAUGCUUCGCCAAAGAUCUCAGAGUCGGCGCAGCCGGGCGAGUUUGUGGCCAGGAUAUCGGUGCAUGAUCCCGACUCCAAGACGGAGUAUGCCAAUGUGAAUGUCUCGCUGAAUGGAGGAGAUGGUCACUUUGCAUUGACCACCAGGGAUAACAGCAUCUAUUUGGUCAUAGUGAAUCUUCCCCUGGACAGGGAGAUGGUCUCCAACUAUACCCUGAGUGUUGUGGCCACCGACAAGGGUACACCGCCUUUGCACGCCUCAAAAUCCAUCUUCCUGCGAAUCACCGAUGUCAAUGAUAAUCCACCAGAGUUUGAGCAGGAUUUGUAUCAUGCCAAUGUCAUGGAGGUGGCCGAUCCCGGAACAUCCGUUCUUCAGGUUCUCGCCCACGAUCGAGAUGAGGGCCUGAACUCGGCUCUCAGCUAUUCCCUGGCUGAGACACCCGAGACCCAUGCCCAGUGGUUUCAAAUCGAUCCACAGACAGGGCUGAUCACCACCCGAUCCCACAUCGAUUGCGAGACGGAACCAGUGCCGCAGCUUACGGUGAUUGCCAAGGAUGGAGGAGUCCCGCCGCUUACAUCCACGGCCACCGUUCUGGUGACCAUCCACGAUGUAAACGACAAUGAACCGAUCUUCGACCAGAGUUUCUACAAUGUUUCCGUGGCCGAGAACGAGCCCGUGGGCAGGUGCAUACUCAAGGUCUCUGCUAGCGAUCCGGACUGUGGAGUGAAUGCCAUGGUAAACUAUACCCUAGGCGAAGGCUUCAAGCACCUCACCGAGUUCGAGGUGCGAUCCGCCUCCGGUGAAAUCUGCAUUGCCGGCGAACUUGAUUUCGAAAGAAGAAGCAGCUACGAAUUUCCCGUAUUGGCCACGGAUCGUGGUGGUCUCAGCACCACAGCCAUGAUCAAAAUGCAAUUGACGGAUGUCAACGACAAUCGUCCCGUGUUUUAUCCCCGGGAAUACAAUGUCUCCCUGAGGGAAUCCUCUCAAGCCACAUCCCAGGCAGCGGCAGCAAGUACACCCAUUGUGGCCGUUGUGGCCACAGAUCCGGAUUCAGGAAACUUUGGCCAGGUCUCGUACCGAAUUGUGGCCGGCAAUGAUGCUGGCAUCUUUCGGAUUGACCGCUCCUCCGGGGAGAUUUUCGUGGCCCGUCCGGACAUGCUGUCGGUUCAUACCCAGGCCAUGCACAUGCUCAAUAUCUCGGCCACCGAUGGCGGCGGCCUAAGGAGCAGAGCGGAUGCCGUGGUCUUCCUUAGCAUCAUUGAUGCCAUGCAGCGACCACCGAUCUUCGAGAAGGCCCGAUACAAUUACUACGUGAAGGAGGACAUUCCGAGGGGCACGGUUGUGGGCUCGGUGAUUGCCACGAGUGGAGACACUGCCCAACGCAGUCCUGUGAGAUACUCCAUUUACUCAGGCGACCCUGAUGGUUAUUUCAGCAUCGAAGCCAGCUCGGGAAAUAUUCGCAUUGCCAAACCCCUGGACCAUGAGGCCAAGUCCCAGGUCCUACUAAAUAUCCAAGCCACCCUGGGCGAACCUCCGGUUUAUGGACACACUCAGGUUAACAUCGAAGUGGAGGAUGUCAAUGAUAAUGCUCCGGAAUUCGAGACCAGUACGGUGAGGACUUCCGUGCCGGAAAACGCAGAGUUAGGUGCUCCUCUUUACGUUGCUCAUGCCCAUGAUAAAGAUUCGGGUAGCAGUGGUCAGGUCACCUAUAGUCUGGUCCGGGAUUCCGGAAAACAACUUUUUGCUAUUGAUGCGAGGUCUGGGCACUUGGUUCUAUCACAACAUUUGGACUAUGAGACCUCUCAGAGACAUUCCCUGAUAGUAACUGCCACGGAUGGAGGUGUUCCUUCGCUUUCAACGAACCUGACCAUCUUGGUGGAUGUUCAGGACGUCAACGAUAAUCCGCCAGUCUUUGAAAGAGAGGAAUAUUUCGUCAAUGUUUCGGAAUCGCGAUCGAUAAAUGCUCAGAUUAUUCAGGUUAAUGCCAGCGAUCUGGACACGGGCAACAAUGCCAGGAUCACCUAUAGAAUAGUGGACGCCGGCGUGGACAAUGUCACGAAUUCCAUUAGCAGCUCGGAUGUGGCCCAGCACUUUGGCAUCUUCCCCAACUCUGGAUGGAUCUACCUGCGUGCUCCGUUGGAUCGGGAGACCAGGGAUCGCUACCAACUGACCAUACUGGCCACGGAUAAUGGCACACCCGCUGCCCAUGCCAAGACACGGGUCACUGUGCGUGUCCUCGAUGCCAAUGACAAUGAUCCCAGGUUCCAGAAAUCCAAAUACGAGUUCCGCAUCGAGGAGAACCUCAGGCGGGGCUCCGUCGUGGGAGUGGUGAUGGCCAGUGAUCUGGAUUUGGGCGAGAAUGCGGCCAUACGAUAUAGCCUGCUGCCGGCCAACUCCAGCUUCCAGGUGCAUCCCGUCACAGGUGAAAUCUCCACCCGGGAGCCACUCGACCGGGAGCUCCGCGAACUCUACGACCUUAUGGUGGAGGCCCGGGAUCAAGGCGUACCGGUGCGCAGUGCCCGGGUUCCAGUUCGCGUCCAUGUGAGCGAUGUCAACGACAAUGCCCCAGAGAUCGCGGAUCCGCAGGAGGAUGUGGUUAGCGUGCGUGAGGAGCAGCCACCGGGCACGGAGGUGGUGCGAAUAAGAGCCAUUGAUCGGGACUAUGGACAGAAUGCCUCCAUCACCUACUCGAUCGUCAAGGGUCGUGACUCCGACGGACACGGCCUGUUCAGCAUCGAUCCCAGCACGGGAGUGAUUCGCACUCGCGUGGUCUUGGAUCACGAGGAGCGGAGCAUCUACCGCCUGGGAGUGGCGGCCUCGGAUGGCGGAAGUCCGCCCAGGGAAACGGUACGGAUGCUCCGUGUCGAGGUCUUGGAUCUCAACGACAAUCGGCCAACAUUCACCAGCUCCAGCCUGGUUUUCAGGGUACGCGAGGAUGCCGUCGUGGGUCAUGUGGUCGGCUCCAUCAGUCCCAGCGAGCGUCCGGCGGAUGUGAUCCGGAACAGCAUUGAGGAGGAGGCAGAGUCUGAUUCGGAGGAGCUGCGCAUCACCUACACACUGAAUCCCCUAACCAAGGACCUGAUCGAGGGCGCCUUCGAUAUCGAUAGACACACGGGUAACCUGGUGGUGGCCCGUCUCCUGGACCGGGAGCUGCAGUCCGAGUUCCGACUGGAGAUUCGAGCUCUGGACACCACGGCCAGCAAUAAUCCCCAGAGCAGUGCCAUUACUGUGAAAAUCGAGGUGGCCGAUGUCAAUGAUAAUGCUCCUGAGUGGCCCCAGGAUCCCAUUGAUCUGCAGGUGAGCGAGGCCACUCCCCUUGGCACAAUUAUCCACAACUUUACGGCCACGGAUGCGGACACGGGAACGAAUGGAGAACUCCAGUACCGCCUGUUGCGCUAUUUUCCCCAAUUAAACGAGAGCCAGGAGCAGGCAAUGCCGCUCUUUGCCCUCGAUUCACUCACGGGAUCGCUGAGCCUGCAAGCUCCGCUGGAUUUUGAGGCUGUGCAGGAAUACCUGCUCAUUGUCCAGGCCCUGGAUCAAUCAUCGAAUAUCACAGAGCGACUGCAGACAUCGGUAACAGUCAGAUUGCGAAUCCUGGAUGCCAACGACAAUGCCCCCCAGUUUGUGUCCCCAAACACGAGUGGCGGCAAGAUGGCUUCGCUGUUCAUCAGCGAUGCCACCAGGAUUGGUGAGAUUGUGGCCCACAUUGUGGCCGUCGACGAGGAUUCGGGUGACAAUGGACGCAUUAAUUAUGAGAUAACCGGCGGCAAUGGAGAGGGUCGCUUCCGGAUCAAUGCCCAAACGGGACUUGUAGAGCUGGUCAAGUCACUGCCACCGGCACCCGAGGAUGUGGAGAAAAGUGGCCGCUUUAGCUUGGUCAUCAGUGCCCGCGAUCAUGGACAGCCGGAGCCAAGGAGGAGCACGCUAAACCUGCAGCUGAUCGUCCAGGGUAGUCACAAUAAUCCACCUCGAUUCAUGCAGGCUGUCUAUAGUUCAACCAUCUUGGAGAAUGUGCCCAGCGGCAGCUUUGUCCUGCAGGUCACCGCAAAGUCCUUUCAUGGCGGAGAAAAUGCCAAUCUAAGCUAUGAAAUCCCCGCCGGCGUUGCCCAAGAUCUGUUCCAUGUGGACUGGCAGCGUGGCAUUAUCACCACGCGAGGUCCCUUUGACAGGGAAAAGCAGGCCAGCUAUGUCCUGCCCGUCUACGUGAGAGAUGCCAACCGGUUGGCCACCUCCUCCUCCCAGUCAGCGGUGAGGAAGCAGCGCUCUUCUGAGAGCAACGGCGAGGGUAUCAAUGGCCAGCACUUUGAUGUGGCCACUGUUUACAUCACAAUCGGGGAUGUUAAUGACAAUGCACCGGAAUUUCGACCUGGAUCUUGCUAUGGCUUAUCUGUUCCCGAGAACAGUGAGCCCGGAGUGAUCCACACGGUGGUGGCCAGCGAUCUGGACGAAGGUCCCAAUGCGGAUCUAAUUUACAGUAUUACAGGUGGCAAUCUGGGCAACAAGUUUAGCAUCGAUGCCCGUUCCGGAGAGCUAAGUGCCCGUUCUUUGGAUCGGGAACAGCAGUCCCUCUACUCUCUGCAGAUCCAAGCCUCUGAUCGAGGUCAGCCGCGCAGUCGUCAGGGACACUGCAACAUCACCAUUUUGGUGGAGGAUCAAAACGACAAUCCGCCGCGCUUCAAGCUCUCCAAGUACGUGGCCAGUGUCCAGGAGGACGCACCACUCGGCACGAGUGUGAUGCAGAUCAGUGCCGUGGAUGCAGACUUGGGCGUGAAUGCCCGACUCGUUUACUCUUUGGCCAAUGAAACGCAAUGGCAGUUUGCCAUCGACAGCGGAAGCGGAUUAAUCACCACCGUCGGCAAACUGGAUCGCGAGCUGCAGGCAAGCUACAGCUUCAUGGUUUUGGCCACGGACGGAGGACGCUACGAGGUGAGAUCGGCUUCGGUUUCGGUGCAGAUCAACGUACUGGACGUGAAUGACAAUAGGCCCGUGUUCGAGAGAUAUCCGUACAUUGGCCAGGUUCCGGCUCUCAUCCAGCCGGGACAGACUUUGCUCAAGGUGCAGGCCCACGAUGCCGAUCUGGGUGGAAACGGUGAGGUGAUCUACUCCCUCAAAGCGGAGAAUUCUGCAGUUAGCGGCAAGUUCCGCAUAAAUCCCAGCACGGGUGCUCUAAGUGCCUCGCAGAGUUUGGCCAGCGAGUCCGGCAAGUUGCUGCAAUUGGAGGUGUUGGCCAGGGACAAGGGAAAUCCACCGCAAUCCAGUCUGGGUCUCAUCGAACUCCUGGUUGGGGAGGCUCCUCCAGGAGCGCCCGUGCUGCACUUUCAAAACGAAACCUACAGAGUCAAGGUCAAGGAGAAUUCCCCGUCGGGUACAAAGAUUAUCCAAGUUGUGGCCCUUCGAAGCGACGGUCGUCGGCAGAGGGUUCAAUUCUCCUUCGGAGCUGGCAACGAAGAUGAUAUAUUCUCCCUGGAUUCGAUCUCCGGAGAGAUCAGGGUGAACAAGCCGCAUCUACUGGAUUUUGAUCGCUUUGCCACGCCCUCCAUGUCAGCUCUAAAUAAAGGCAGAGCCCUGCACUACGAAGAGGAAUUGCAGGAGACAUCAGAGGAGGAUUCCAGCAACACCACCCGCUCCCAACGUGCCUUGACAUCCACAUCCUUCGACCUGACCAACAGCCAACCCAAUGAGAUGCAUGUGGUAAUCGUGGCUCGCAGCACGGAUGCCCCAUUCCUUACCACCUACUCGGAGCUGGUGAUUGAAUUGGAGGACGAAAACGACAACAGUCCACAGUUUUCGCAAAAGCAGUUUGUGGCCACCGUUUCCGAGGGCAACAGCAAGGGUACCUUUGUGGCCCAAGUGCAGGCCUUUGAUUCGGAUGCAGGAUCCAAUGCCAGGUUGAGAUAUCACAUCGUUGAUGGCAACCACGACAAUGCCUUUGUCAUUGAGCCAGCUUUCAGUGGCAUAGUAAAGACGAACAUCGUCUUGGAUCGCGAGAUUCGUGAUGUCUACAACCUCAAGGUUAUCGCCACGGAUGAGGGAGUGCCCCAGAUGACGGGCACGGCAACCAUAAGGGUGCAGAUUGUCGAUGUAAAUGAUAAUCAACCCACCUUUCCGCCCAACAAUCUCGUCACUGUCAGUGAAGGCACUGAACUGGGCGCCGUGAUAACCUCCAUUUCCGCCAACGAUGUGGACACAUAUCCCGCUCUGACCUACCGACUUGGUAGGGAAUCCCCCCUGGACACCGAGAACUUGUCCAUCUUCGCCUUGGAUCGCUACAGUGGAAAGCUGGUCCUAAAACGUAAAUUGGACUAUGAACUACAGCAGGAAUACGAGGUCGAGGUGAUUGCUUCAGAUGCUGCCCAUGAAGCUCGCACUAUUCUGACUGUUCGGGUGAACGAUGAAAACGAUAAUGCACCCAUAUUCCUGGCCCAAAAACCGCCCGCCUACUUUGCAAUUUUGCCAGCUUUGUCCGACAUUGGUGACAGUCUUUCCAUGGACAUUGAACUGCUCACAGUGAAUGCCACAGACGCGGAUGCCGAGGGCAGUAACUCCCGUGUUCAGUACUCGAUUGAGCCACCGCUGGAAGGCUUCUCUGUGCAUCCAGAAAGUGGUGUGGUUUCCGUUAACAUGAGCAGAUUGCAGCCAGCAGCAAUGUCCCCGAGCGGAGAUUACUUUGUGAGAAUCUCAGCCAAGGAUGGCGGCAAGCCAGCGAUGGAGGGUUCCACUCUACUGCGAGUUCAGGCCAGUGACAGUGGCUCAGGGCGGUCUCAGUUCCAGCAGACGCAAUAUAGGGCACAAAUCAGCGAGGCGGCGGCACUGGGUUCGAUUGUACUCCAGUUGGGACAAGAUGUCCAGGAUCAGGCCUUUGUCAUAGUGUCUGGAAACGAGGAGGGUGCUUUCGAGCUGCUUCAAUCCAAGGCUAUUGUCCUGGUUAAGCCUUUGGACAGGGAACGCAAUGAUCUGUACAAGCUCCGCCUGGUUUUAAGUCAUCCUCAUGGCUCGGCGACACCUUCUUCAAGCCCCAACUCCACUUCUGGAAUCUCUGUGAUAAUUACCAUUCUCGAUGCCAACGACAACUAUCCCAUUUUCGACCGAAGUGCCAAGUACGAGGCGGAGAUCAGUGAACUAGCUCCCCUGAGGUACUCCAUAGCCAAGUUACAGGCACUCGAUGCUGACCAGGAGAAUACCCCCAACUCCGAAGUGGUGUACGACAUCACCUCGGGCAAUGAUGAGCACAUGUUCACCAUAGAUCUUGUGACGGGUGUACUCUUUGUGAACAAUAGGCUGGACUACGACAGCGGUGCCAAGAGCUACGAGCUCAUUCUCCGAGCCUGCGAUAGUCACCACCCGAGGCCUCUGUGCAGCCUCCAGCCCUUCCGUUUGGAACUCCACGACGAGAAUGACAACGAACCCAAGUUCCCGCUCUCCGAGUACGUUCACUUUCUGGCGGAGAAUGAACCAGUCGGUAGCUCCGUUUUCCGGGCGCAUGCCAGUGAUCUGGACAAGGGACCCUUCGGACAGCUCAACUACAGCAUUGCUCCAGCUCCCAGCGAUGACAGUUCGUGGAAGCUCUUCCGCGUGGAUGCGGAAACGGGUGUGGUCACAUCCGCCUCCGUUUUCGACUACGAACAGCGGCAGCGCUACGACCUGGAACUCCAGGCCUCCGACAUGGGCGGUAAACGCGCACGUGUGGCAGUGCGAGUGGAGAUCGAGUCUAGGGAUGAGUUUACCCCACAGUUUACGGAGCGCACCUACAGGUUUGUCCUGCCAGCGGCGGUGGCUCUGCCCCAGGGCUUCGUAGUGGGUCAAGUCACGGCUACGGAUGGCGAUAGUGGUCCGGAUGGCAGGGUGGUUUACCAGCUGAGUGCCCCGCACUCGCACUUCAAGGUGAACCGCAGCAGUGGAGCUGUGCUGAUCAAGAGGAAGCUGAAACUGGACGGUGAUGGAGAUGGUGGCAACCUGUACACGGAUGGUCGCGACAUCAGUUUGGUAAUCUCAGCCUCGUCGGGACGUCACAACUCCCUCUCCAGCAUGGCUGUGGUGGAGAUUGCUUUGGAUCCUUUGGCGCAUCCGGGCACAAAUCUGGCCAGUGCUGGUGGUGCCGCAGCUGGCGGCUCUAUGGGCGAUUGGGCCAUUGGAAUUGUUGUGGCCUUUCUCCUUAUCCUCUGUGCUGCCGCCGGCAUCUUUCUGUUCAUCCACAUGAGGAGUCGGAAGCCGAGGAAUGUGGUGAAGCCCCAUCUCAGCACAGAGACGGUGGGCGUGGGCAAUUCCAAUAGCUAUGUGGAUCCCAGCGCCUUUGAUACGAUUCCCAUACGAGGAGGCAUCACUGGCGGUGCAGCGGGAGCAGCUUCUGGCCAGUUUGCUCCUCCAAAGUACGACGAGAUUCCUCCCUUUGGUCCUCAUGCCGGCAGCUCGGGGGCAGCAACUACUUCGGAGCUUUCCGGCUCCGAACAGUCCGGUUCCAGUGGUAGAGGCUCGGCGGAAGAUGAUGGCGAGGACGAGGAAAUCCGGAUGAUCAACGAGGGACCACUGCAUCACCGAAACGGAGGAGCUGGAGCUGGCAGUGACGACGGCAGGAUCUCGGAUAUAUCGGUGCAAAAUACCCAGGAGUAUCUGGCUCGCUUAGGCAUCGUAGAUCACGAUCCCAGUGGCGGCGGCGGAGGAGCUUCGAGUAUGGCCGGCUCCAGUCACCCGAUGCACAUGUUCCACGAUGACGAUGCCACCGCCAGGUCGGAUAUCACGAACCUCAUCUAUGCCAAGCUAAACGACGUGACUGGAGCGGGAUCGGAGCGCGGCAGCAGUGCGGAUGAUGCAGGGACGACAGCUGGUUCAAUAGGCACCAUCGGCACAGCCAUCACCCAUGGCCACGGAGUUAUGGGCAGCUACGGAGAAGUGCCCGUCCCAGUGCCCGUCGUGGUUGGUGGCAGCAAUGUGGGCGGCUCCCUGAGUUCCAUUGUUCACAGCGAGGAGGAGCUUACCGGCAGCUACAACUGGGAUUAUCUCUUGGACUGGGGACCCCAGUAUCAGCCGCUGGCCCAUGUGUUUUCCGAGAUAGCGAGACUGAAGGACGACACCAUCUCCGAGCAUAGUGGACACAGCGGCAGUGGUGCCAGUUCGUCCGCCAAGAGCAAGCACUCGUCGGGUGCGGGCAGUGUGGUGCUGAAGCCUCCACCCUCGGCACCCACUCACAUACCACCCCCGCUUUUGACCAAUGUGGCGCCUCGAGCGAUAAACCUGCCAAUGAGGCUGCCCCCCCACCUGAGCCUGGCUCCCGCUCACCUGCCCCGUUCCCCUAUAGGUCACGAGGCAAGCGGUAGCUUUAGCACAUCCUCAGCCAUGUCACCGUCAUUCUCGCCUUCGCUUUCGCCCUUGGCCACCAGGUCACCAUCGAUAUCACCACUGGGAGCGGGGCCACCAACGCAUUUGCCCCAUGUCUCAUUGCCACGACAUGGCCACGCCCCACAGCCCAGUCAGCGGGGGAAUGUGGGCACGAGGAUGUAGGAUGACCAGAAGUCCAGAAGAUGUAAAUGCAUAUAGUAUUACUUGCACACACAUACACAACACACACUCACCCUACACACACACACACCGCCCAUUAACAAUUGUUGUACAUAUACAUAUAUCGCACACAUUAAAAUAUUAUUAGUUGGGAUCGUGCAAGCACACAAUGCCUCGCAUGGCACUAGGAAAUUACUUAAUAAACUUCUAUAUUUAUGGGCCUUGAAACUAAUUAAAUCAAUUAUAAAAUGCUAAUUUGAUAUUUAAAGAAAUUCCAGCUUUGAUCAACUAAUGACAGGCAUUAUAAAGUAAUAAAAUAAUUCAAACAGGUAGCAAAAACCUCUUCCAGUAGCCUGGCGGGGCCUUGGGUGCAGAGACGAUCCCGGAGUAAAAAAAAACGAACGAAAGACCACAAAGCCAACAUAGACUCUCUGAAACUCCUUUGCUUGCGCUCACAACAGAGCCGAAAUAGCGAGGAGGAGCAGCAGCAGGAGCCGGAACAGCCAUAAGUUGUAAGCAUUUAGAGCCUAGAAAUAGUAACCAACGAAUAACUCCAACUCGAACCCGAACUCGAACCGAAUUCGCUCGAAUCUGUAUCUGUAUCUGUAGCCUAAGUAUCCGUACGUAGCCUAAGUAUCGCUGUAACUGUAGAUGUAGCGUAGGACUCUAACCCUAAACUCGUUUUAUGGGAGCAAAAGCAAAACCAAGUGCACUUAAGCAGCCGGCAAUCCCUGUUUUAAAGGGGAUCAGGCCAUGGCUGCGAUUCACAUUUCCAUUCCAUCUCCAUUCCAUACACCGAGCAGUGAGAGAGACGAGCGGAAAAUUGUAAAAAGUUGUUUUAGUAAUCAUUGUCCGGGGAGAGAAACAGAAAACAGAGCAAACUCUUCCUUCUUCUUGCUGUAUAAAAACCGAAUUGAACGAAUAAUAAACCAAGAAGGAGAGGGAUUCGAUGGAGGAAUCUUUUAAGUAUAGCCUAGUUACCAGUUAUUAUCAUAUUCAUAUAUAUAGUAUAGACUUAUGUACAUGCCUAGCUAUAUAGAGUUUAGACCGUAGUGUUUAUGUCCACUUGUGUGUGAUGCUACUUGUGUAAUUUCUUAUGUUCUAGCAAAAAAACAAAUCGAAAAAAUAAAUCUGUAAAAAUGUUCACCAGUCUCUCUCUAAGGAUCCUUUUAGCCCCUAAGCCCGCGAUUAGUUUGUAAUAGCGAAAAAAACGAAGAAAGCAAGAGAAUAAAUAUUUAAAAACUGAAAAAUAUAAAAAAUUA
Messenger RNA from Drosophila kikkawai, 12103 nucleotides. It is a transcript of the gene ds, whose product is annotated as dachsous cadherin-related 1. Lineage: Eukaryota; Metazoa; Arthropoda; Insecta; Diptera; Drosophilidae. Gene Ontology annotation, cellular component: plasma membrane; catenin complex. Gene Ontology annotation, molecular function: calcium ion binding; cadherin binding. Gene Ontology annotation, biological process: homophilic cell-cell adhesion. The record is from RefSeq and is a predicted model, not a curated record.